AUGAAGGGCUCUCUCUUGCUUGCGGGUGCGACCCUUCUGGGCUGUACCUCUGCUAAGCUGCACAGCCUGAAGCUCAAGAAGGUCUCCCUCAAGGAACAGCUUGAACAUGCCGACAUCGACGUCCAGAUCAAGUCUCUCGGCCAGAAGUACAUGGGCAUCCGCCCAGAACAACAUGAGCAGCAGAUGUUCAAGGAGCAGACUCCCAUCGAAGUUGAGUCUGGACACAACGUCCUCAUUGAUAACUUCCUCAACGCACAGUACUUCUCUGAGAUCUCCAUCGGAACUCCCCCACAGACCUUCAAGGUUGUUCUAGACACCGGAAGCUCCAACCUCUGGGUUCCAGGCAAGGACUGCUCGUCCAUCGCUUGCUUCCUGCACAGCACAUAUGACUCUUCAGCCUCGUCUACCUACUCCAAGAACGGCACCAAGUUCGCUAUCCGCUAUGGAUCUGGCAGCCUAGAGGGCUUUGUCUCUCGGGACAGUGUGAAGAUUGGUGACAUGACUAUCAAGAAACAGCUUUUUGCUGAAGCUACCAGCGAGCCGGGCCUUGCUUUCGCCUUUGGUCGUUUCGACGGCAUCAUGGGUAUGGGUUUCAGCAGUAUCUCGGUCAACGGGAUCACUCCUCCAUUCUACAACAUGAUCGACCAGGGCCUUAUUGAUGAGCCCGUGUUCAGCUUCUACUUGGGCGAUACCAACAAGGAUGGUGACCAGUCUGUCGUCACCUUUGGUGGUUCCGAUACCAACCAUUUCACUGGUGAUAUGACCACUAUCCCACUCCGUCGCAAGGCCUACUGGGAGGUUGAUUUCGACGCUAUCUCCCUUGGCAAGGAUACAGCUGCUCUGGAAAACACUGGUAUCAUCCUCGACACCGGUACUUCCCUCAUUGCUCUCCCAACCACUCUUGCUGAGAUGAUCAACACCCAAAUUGGUGCCACAAAGUCGUGGAAUGGCCAAUACACUCUUGACUGUGCCAAGCGGGACUCUCUCCCUGAUGUCACUUUCACUCUUAGCGGCCACAACUUCACCAUCGGACCUCACGACUACACUUUGGAGGUCUCCGGCACCUGCAUCAGCAGCUUCAUGGGAAUGGACUUCCCUGAGCCUGUUGGUCCACUUGCCAUCCUUGGUGACUCGUUCUUGAGACGCUAUUACUCUGUCUACGACUUGGGCAAGGGCACUGUUGGUCUGGCCAAAGCCAAAUAA
Molecule: messenger RNA, 1203 nt
Organism: Trichophyton benhamiae CBS 112371
Lineage: Eukaryota; Fungi; Ascomycota; Eurotiomycetes; Onygenales; Arthrodermataceae
Exons: 4
Coding region: 1-1203 (400 amino acids)
Biological process (GO): proteolysis
Cellular component (GO): fungal-type vacuole
Molecular function (GO): aspartic-type endopeptidase activity
Source: RefSeq, a predicted model, not a curated record